CCUGUUUCUUUCUCUUGAGCUUCCAUAGCCGGAUGAAUUAGAUCAACCCUAGUUCAUCUCUUGCAAAACUGCUUCUCCCAACACACCAUCCUUACGAACCCUCCAUCUCCAACCGCAAUAAUGACCCUUAUUGUCCACCACCUACACGUCUCCCAGUCAGAGCGUAUCCCCUGGCUUUGCGAAGAGCUAGGGAUUGACUACGAGCUCAAGACAUAUACGCGGGCACCUAUUCUAGCUCCGCCUGAGUACAAAGCCCUCCAUCCCAUGGGAGCCGCGCCAGUCAUCCAGGACGGCAAUGUGACUCUGGCCGAGAGCUGCGCAUGUAUCGAAUACAUCUGCCACAAAUACGGAAAUGGCAGGCUAUUCCUGAAGCCCACACACCCGGAUUACGCCGACUUCCUCUACUGGUGGCAUUGGGUAGACGGCAGCUUUCAGCCUGCCCUGCUUCGAGCUUUGUCAGGGAGCUCGAGUAACAAUCCCGCGAUAGCAAAGCUCAUAACGGAUCGUUAUAGCAGUGCUUUGGGGUUCCUGGACGAAAGGGUGCGCGACAAUACGUGGCUUGCCGGGACAGAGUUUACGGCUGCGGAUGUGAUUCUUGUAUUUUCACUCACGACCAUCCGGCACUUUUAUCCGUAUAGUCUCCGAGAAUACGGAAACAUUGUCAAAUACCUCCAACGCAUUGGGGAGAGGGCAGGGUAUCGGAAAGCCAUGGCAAAGGCGGAUCCCAACAUGGAGCUGCUUCUGGGGCCCGAUCCUCCGACUAAAGACUGAUACGGCAUCAAAAUAGCAACCGAUUGUGAUGAUAAGAGAAAGUUUAGAGUAAUAUGCACAUAAGAUUCUACUCCAAAGAUAUAUGGCCGCCACGCUCA
Molecule: messenger RNA, 869 nt
Organism: Ilyonectria robusta
Lineage: Eukaryota; Fungi; Ascomycota; Sordariomycetes; Hypocreales; Nectriaceae
Product: glutathione s-transferase
Exons: 1
Coding region: 121-771 (216 amino acids)
Source: RefSeq, a predicted model, not a curated record